AGAGAGAGAGAGAGAGAGAGAGAGAGAGAGAGAGAGAGAGAGAGAGAGAGAGAGAGGCUGCCAGUGUUUCACAGGCUUGCUACAGUGCAGAGGUUUUUCCACGGAAGAGAGGUUCUGUCAGAGUGAAUUCUCUAAUGUUGCUGCUGCUGAAGUGAAUACAUCACAGGGGCUACACUGCAGUAAACACUGCAUUGGAGAAUACUGUGGUGGUUCAUACUGAGGUUUGGAUGGCUGUGAUGCUCCUAUAGCAUCACCUUUCAACUGCAUUCAACAGCAAAGCCACAUAACUGCAACAACCAGACCCUGCCUCUGAAGAACCUCACCUGGAGAGGACAGACUGAGACAGACAGAGUGGUAGAGAGAUAGAGAAGAGUGCAAACAUUAGGAUUUUGACAAUUCUUCCAUCGUUUUCAAGUCAUUCCUCUCCAUCGAUUGAUGCGACGAAUAAGUGAGAAGAAAAGAAUAGCUAGCAUUUCGGAGAAAGAGGAUAAACGUCAUAGAUCAGGAGUGAGGGACCGUAAGCAGAGCAUCUAAACUGGAAUUGAAGGGGGGAGAGUGGAAGGGUACUACAGGAUGCUUUUGGGCAGCAUGAACCGUCCGGGGGCGGUCCCUGCCUUCCUCAGGACCCCCACGGUGAUCCCGCCCCCGCUGGACAUGAAGCAGUUCCUACAGUUCCCCAUGGACACAGCUCCACCACAACACAGCAUGGGUCUGUUCCACAACUUCAACACCAACAGUUACCCAACAAUGGACCCGGUACAGAAGGCGGUGAUGAACCACACCUUCGGCCCCCCCAUGAUGAAGACCAAACGACCCAUCAUCUCCUGCAACGUCUGCCAGAUCCGCUUCAACUCAGAGAGCCAGGCAGAGGCCCACUAUAAGGGGAACCGGCACGCUCGGAGGGUAAAGGGCAUCGAGACCUCCAAGACUCGCCCCAAGGAGGGUGACAAGCCGGCCGCUCCCCCCACUGCUUCCCCCUCUCCACCAGGCCCCUCACCAUCCAGCCCAGACCCUGACACCAGCAAACAGGGUGAUUCCCAGCCCCACCCACAUUCAAACAGCUCACCCAUGACACCCAGCCCCAUCCCCAUGUCUGUGCCAGACACCCCCAUGCAGCUCCCUGUGUGCCCACUCCUGCCCCCUCUGAGUACGCCCAUGUCUACCACCGCCACAUCCUCCCCGGCCCUUGGUCCCCCCCAGGUGGACACCUCCAUGGCGGGCCCCCCUGACACUGCGUCCCCAGCCCCCUGCCCCUCUUCAGGGGAGUCUGAGGAGGACAAAGCCAAGAAGCUGCUCUACUGCUCACUGUGCAAAGUGGCCGUCAACUCCCUCUCUCAGCUAGAGGCGCACAAUAAAGGUACCAAACACAAAACCAUCCUGGAGGCAAGGAGUGGGCUGGGCCCCAUCAAGGCGUACCCUCGGCUGGGCCCUAACCCCAGCCCUGAGCAGGCAGGGGGGCUGCCCUCGGACCCCAACACUCAGGAACGCACCUUCCACUGUGAGAUCUGCAACGUGAGGGUGAAUUCUGAGCUGCAGCUCAAACAGCAUAUAUCCAGUCGAAGGCAUCGGGAUGGAGUCGCUGGGAAGCCAAAUCCCCUCCUCAGCCGGCACAAGAAGCGCACAGACUUUGUGUCUUCCUUGACCUUCUCAAAGGACCUUCCAAAAACUCUGGGCCAUGGACUGUUGCCCAACACCCUGGCUGUUGCUGCGGCGAUGGCAGCCGCUGCCUCCUCCAAUCAGCUGGCUCAGCUGCGUGCCCCUGGUCCCAUUUCUCACCCUCAGAACUACCACCUCCACCACCACCUCCUACAGAGCACACUACAGGGCACGCACCUCAGCCUCCUACGGCCCGCCCCUGGGCCUAUGCGCACCACCCAUGGGCCAAUCCUCUUCUCCCCUUAUUGACGGUGGUGGGACGGGGGCCAAUCAGGAAGAAGCACACUGUGAAGUAAACAGGGAAAACCAUUGAUAGAUAAUCAACAGAUGUUAUGACUGAAACAUUUGACGGAAGCAAGACUAUGCCUGUCCCUCUCCACCUUUCUUCAUUCGACAACUUCCAAAGCAAAGGAUUGAUGGCUUGCAGUCAUUUUAAAGAGGAAGGGUGCAUGACAGACUCAGAUGGACUUUCUGUACAUGCUCUCCCUCCUUCAAUCCUCCCACAUUUAGUUGACUCUGAGAUACGUAUAGCAAAAAAAAAAUGUAUAGAUCAAACUAUACAAACUAUGGCUGACUCAGUAAACUGAGCUCUGUUCUGUUUCCUGUUUCCUCCACAUCUCUGUAGUUUUGGUUCAGUGCUCACCCACCCGAAGCCAUCUGCUAUAUAAGUUCCAUAAAAUAAAUAAAAAGCACACUAGGUUAGACACAGUAGCUGCCUCUGCUCUUAGUAAUAUUUCAUAAUUCAUAGUACAGUAGAACCAAUAGUGCAUUACUGCAAACCCCUGUUGGGGUGUUCAAUAAUCAAACCCCUGUUGGGGUGUUCAAUAAUCAAAGUGCAGUACCUACCUACCCCACUCUGUAGUUCCAGGUUCUAGAUUAGGUGCCUGCUCUGCAGAUCAAGGCACAAGGUACGUUGUACUGUAUGUUUCCAGGUACUAGAUAUAUGUUCUAGUGUUGUGGAUGAUAGAUGUUAGUCUAUAUAUCCUCUGUUGUCAGAUCAGGUGAGAGAGAGAGGAGUCGAGAGAGAGGGAGAGAGAGGGAGAGAGAGAGAGAGAGAGAGAGAGAGAGAGAGA
This is a messenger RNA of Salmo salar (Atlantic salmon), 2729 nucleotides long. RefSeq names its product zinc finger protein 385A. Lineage: Eukaryota; Metazoa; Chordata; Actinopteri; Salmoniformes; Salmonidae. The record is from RefSeq and is a predicted model, not a curated record. Gene Ontology annotation, molecular function: zinc ion binding; nucleic acid binding. Gene Ontology annotation, cellular component: nucleus.